This is a messenger RNA of Pelobates fuscus (common spadefoot toad), 1840 nucleotides long. It is a transcript of the gene STXBP6, whose product is annotated as syntaxin binding protein 6. Gene Ontology annotation, molecular function: phosphatidylinositol-4,5-bisphosphate binding. Gene Ontology annotation, biological process: Golgi to plasma membrane transport; exocytosis; regulation of SNARE complex assembly. The record is from RefSeq and is a predicted model, not a curated record. Gene Ontology annotation, cellular component: plasma membrane; exocyst. Lineage: Eukaryota; Metazoa; Chordata; Amphibia; Anura; Pelobatidae. The transcript has 6 exons. Bases 179 to 811 code for a protein of 210 amino acids.
AGGCGGGAGCAGGGAGUCCGGGGGAGACAGCCGGGAGCAGGGAGUCCGGGAGAGACACGGUGUGAGAGGCGGGAGUCCGGUAUCAGACAGGGCAUUACCAGAGUGACAGAGUGACAGAGUGUGAGAGCCGGAGGAGUCCGAGUGUUGCCCGGGGUGUGAGACUCUGAACCCCAACACGAUGUCUGCUAAAGUCGUCAUCAGCAAGGAGGUGUUCUCCCCACAGGAUGAAAGGAUGUUGGGGGCUGUUCAAGUUAAACGAAGAACCAAGAAAAAGAUUCCCUUCUUAGCAACAGGAGGGCAAGGAGAGUACCGCACUUACAUUUGUUUAUCAGUUACAAACAAGAAGCCUCCCCAGGUUUACGUCACCAAGGUGAAACAGUUUGAAGGAUCAUCCAGUUUUGUAAGAAGGUCUCAGUGGACGCUGGAUCAAUUGAGACAGGUUAAUGGCAUCGACCCAAAUAAGGAGUCUCCAGAAUUUGAUCUGCAGUUUGACAAUGCUUCUGAUCAAUGGGUUGCAAGUUCAGGUUCGGAAAAGUUUACUUUCUUUCAAAUACUUCUCCACACAUGUCAGCGAUACCUCUCUGACCAAAAGCCUGAAUUCAUCAAUUGCCAGUCGAGACUGUUUGCAGGCAAUAGCAUUCUUCACUCUGCCGCCGACAGUGUGACCAGCGCUGUACAGAAAGCAAGCCAAGCCCUUAAUGAGCGUGGCGAGCGUCUCGGACGUGCAGAGGAAUCAACAGCAGACAUGAUGAACAGCGCCCAGCAGUUCGCAGACACGGCUCACAAGCUUGCCAUGAAACACAAGUGCUGACCAAAUCAGCGAAAAAGGUGGCUUCCACUCGUCCGGACUUUCCAAUAAAACAAAUCAGCACAAGGUUAUUUACUGAAUAUGUAUGUCUUUCUUUUAAAUGGGACUCCUCUAUUGUUCGCCUGCGUGUCUUUCUGCAUCUCCCCUGAUCUACUGGGCGAGAACUGGUUAUCAGCCAGCGUAAUGUUUCCAUCAUUUUAAAUGGAUAAGUUAGAGCUUGUGCUGGACAGAAUUCUCUUUGUACAGCUCCUUGCCCCCUCUUCAUUUUUUAGCCUCUUUUGUUCCCGGGGGAGAGGGAGGUUUAAGGGAGUGGCUGGAGGGACUGGUCUAUCUUGUGCAUUGUGAUUCCCACUAGAAGAUUCACUAAAAGUAUUUUCUUCGAAAGACUGCUCUAAUGAAUCAUUGAUAAAGUGUAACCCACUGAAAAUGGUGUUCAUGGAGUGGGCAGGUUGGAGAACUUUUCUCAAAGCAAUGUGAGUGCUGUGACUGAUGAGAGAUGACAGAUAAAUCUGCACAUCGAUGGAUGAUGAGUUUUGGUAACUGCAAGUCAUUGAACCGAGUGCUAUACUGGAUGGAGCAGCUGUUGGUGUAUAUGGAGCAUUUAGAUGAAGCAUUAGAUGGAGUUGAGAUGACUUCAGUUGGGCACAAAACUUUCAGAGAUUUUCAACUUUGUUAUUGCAAGACUGUCUUGAAAAUUGAGCUACGCGUGCCUACUUAUGGUUUGUGUUCCCGUUCCACGCACAUCAGGAAAAAAGCUUUUUGUGGUUUUUUUUUUGGGUUUUUUUCCUCCGUACUUUUACAUUUUAUUAAUGUCCUCUUUUGAAUGAACGUGUCCAUCAUACACACCUUCAUGCCAGCGUCCUUAUGAGGGCUAAGCACAUUUUUAAUGUUUCCAUGUGAUUUUAUUUUUACCAGUAUAUCGCAUAUUAAUACCCCAAGCAAUAAAAAAAAGAUGGCUUAUAAGGACAGAACACACAAAACAAGUUUGUUUCCUUAAAGAGAGAGCAACAAUAAAAAAAGUAAAAAAUACAA